AUGGAAGAUUUUGCCUAUAUAGAUAAAAAUGUUUAUAUAAAUCUUCUUGUGACCAUUAUAAAUAAAUGCAAAGAAUAUCUUCUAGGGAUAGGAAUAUUGAAAUUGCUCUUUUGCUUAUGCAUAGUGCUCAUUAGUAUCAUCUUUGCUCGUCGUAAAAACAAAAAGAAGAAAAAGGUCAAUAUAUAUAUACAGAUAAAUAAUGUGCGCCACGGAAACGGCAAAAAGGAAGCCGAGCUAGCGGAGGACCAGAAAUGUUGCGCGGCCAAUGAAGAAGCACAAAUAGUAGAACCCACCCUUUCACAAACGCGUGAACACACACAUGUAGAACAAAUGAAUAAUGAAUUUUAUCAUAUAACGUAUAGCCCACAUAUAUUUGAUAUAAAAAGUAUUAACACAACGGAAUUGUGUAACGUAUGCAAUGAAAGCAUCUACUCAUUUAUUUUUUUCAAAAAAGACAUUUUCGAAUGCGUGGUGUGCAGAAAUAAAUGCCACAUAGAAUGUGCCCCAAACUCAAACUUGAUGACCUGCAAAACGACCGUGUUCUUCAAAAAUAAACAUAAGUUUAUAAGAAUUAGGAAUUGCAUGUGGAAUAAUAAAUGCAAUAUUUGUAGUAAAAAAUUUUCCUACUUCUCCUUUCCUCCCUUUGUCAAACAGUAUAUAUAUAAAUGCAUUUGGUGCAACAAAUAUUUUCAUGUCCACUGCAUAGCGAGAGUUGCAAAAAAAAAAAAUCAAAUACAUGAUAAAAAAAAACAAGUGAAGGAUGCAAUUUGUACAUAUGGAAAUAACAAGUAUGUCCUUCUCCCGUAUGAAGUUGCCAUUAAAGAAAACGUCCUUCUAGACUUCUUGACCAAUGCUUACCACCGUGUGAACGAGGCAACAGUGGGCAAGGAUGAGGUGGUACUCAGUUACACCGUCAAUGCUUUCGAUGAGACGCCCCAUCAUAAUGGAACGGGUCAGUUGAACCCACAAGAAACAAACGCAAAAGAGAAGAAACCGGAACAACACACGAAAGGAAGAAAAUCAUCCCUUCUUAGCAACCACGCACCAGAUGAAAAGCUCUGCCUGGACUAUAUAAACCACUUUUCCAUGUUUCACAAAAUGAGAAAAUUUAAAUCAUUCCACAAUUGUUUAAAAGCAAAAAAUAAUAUAAUCCCAGUGCAUGAAAACUUUCUUCUGAAUUUCUUCCCCAUGCAUUUACCAAUCUAUGAAAUAAAAAGUAGUAGAAGAAUUCUCCUCAUUUUUCUAAAUGUAAAAAGUGGAGGCCAAGUUGGAAAAAAACUCUACCAAGAAUUGCUCAUGUAUUUUAACCCCCUACAAAUCAUAAGUAUAAAAAGUGAAAAAAAUGUGUUAAAUGCCCUCAAUAUGUAUAAGGAAAUGAUGUGCCUCAACAGAGUAAUCAUCCUUCUAUGUGGAGGGGACGGAACCAUAAGCAUCUUCGUCGACACGUUAUUAAAAUUUUUUGCAAAUGAAGUUGCCAUGGAUACUCUGCAGGCAAAGAACAAGGGCAAAUAUAACAACAAAAUGUUUGGGGAUGAUAAAAAAAAUGAACAAGUUCUUGUCUCCACCAAAAAUACAUUCCUAAAUAAAACCAUCAUGAACAUUACGGCAAAGUUGAAACACAAUAAAGACGCACUUAGGAAAAAGUGGGCAAAUAAUAUGACCUCACAAGCAAAAAAGCCAAGCACUUUUUUUUUAAAAAAAAGAAGUGAGAAGAAUGCUGAUGGGGAAAAUGCAGACCAUUGUAGUGACGAUGACGAUGAUGAGGGUCACAUAAGUGAGGAAAACGCCGAAACGUACUUUGGGAAUGACUCCUGUUCAGCGCACGUGUGGGGCGAAAAUCAAAGUGAUGAGUUCGCGCCGAAGCUCAUGCCCAAUGUAAAGGGUGCGUUUGCAGGCGGUAGACGCAUAGACGAUUCCGCCACCCUGAAUGAUGAAUUGAAGGGAGACUUAAUUAGUCAGUUGAGUGGCUACUUAAAUGAAGAUCUGCGUCAACACCUGAGUAACGAUCUGAAUAGCGAAAUGAAUGGCUGGAGCUCUGGGCAAAGCAGCCCCAAGGAUCUGGCCAAAUGGGGUACAGAAGCCAAGUACGGAAACGGAAAGUAUCUGUACAUCCUGGAAAAAUUGAGGAACUUCAAAAAAAAAGGAGAUGAAAAGGAGGACAAUGGAGAAAACGGAGGUGAACUCUGCGAAGACGAAGCCUACAAGGGAAGCACCGUGAAGAGCUUCCAAAAUGAAAACUCCAUGAUGGACAAAUACUACAAUAGCAAUACACUCUUAUAUAGUAAUUGUACAGAGAAUAAUAAUGAGGACUCCUAUUUUGAAGCCCGAAGCGGGCAGGAAAAUGAAAAAAUGUUUGACAAUAUUCUUUACCAUGAUUAUAAGGAAAAGUCCACCAGUUGUUUACCAAUGAAAACCAAAUUAAAUGAAAAUUCUCCUUCCUAUUGUCAGGAGGGUAAUGAAGGAGUGAACCCAAAUGAUGAACCGGACGGGACCUUGGGGCCCAACCAAAACAAGGUAGACAAUAAGCAGCACUCUGGUAAUGGUACCAGUUCGAACUACAGUAAUGGAAAUUCACUUAACAGCGGCACCGCUGAUUGUUAUGGCGGCACUCCAGGGUAUCUCUGCAAUGGGGACGAUGUGACACCCCGCCAGGGUGCCUUCCCGGGUGCUUUCCAGGAUUGUUGCGAGCAUAAUUACGAGCAUAAUUGCGAGGGUAAUUGCAAGGAUGAUUGCCAAGGGGAUCUAAAAGGGAAGACCCCCCUGAAUGAUGGACUCUCCAAAUUGGAAGCGGUAGAUCCAGAGCGAAGUGAUGAAGGCGUCAUCUUCCAAAUAGAUAAUGGGUACAAAGUUGUGCACUCAAAGGAAAAAAAAAAAAUUAUAAAAAACGUUACCAAAGGUGAAGAUAAGGAAAAAAUAUCACACAAACAUUCUCUGGAAUCGUACAUAGCAUCUACACCUAUCGGUAUACUCCCGCUAGGAACAGGAAAUGAUUUAAGUUACAGUCUAGGAUGGGGGUGCGGGUACAAUAACGACCCAUUGAUGUACUUAAACCAAAUAAAAAGUGCAAAAAAUAAAUACAUAGAUGUAUGGAACAUGAAAGCUUAUGACCUAAACAACAAUAUCAUUUUAAACAAUAGCUUCAUAAAUUAUUUCGACUUUGGACUAAUCUCCAGAUUAGCUCUCCAUUUUGAUAAUAUCAGGAAAAAGUUCCCCCAUUUUUUUAAUAGCAGAAUUGGAAAUAAAAUACUGUAUGGAGAAGUAGGGUUCAGGGAUCUCUGCUUCAAUACAUACAAAUAUAAAUUAAACAAAAAUAUAAAACUUUACUGUGAUGGGAAAAAGGUCAAAAUUGAUGAGGACAUAGAAAGUGUGUGUUUGAUUAACAUCCCCUACUUUCUUGGAGGAAUUAAAAUAUGGAAAGAUGAUGAAAAAGAUAAAAGCUACCAUUCUGAUAUUGAUAGGCAAAAAGAGGAACAUGUUAAAAGGAAGACAAGUAAAAAGAAAAUGAAGGAACCACAAAUGGAUGGAAACAAAUCAAAUAACACCUCCAGCAAUAGCAGCUUUAUUGGAUGCUCAAUGAAUGAUAAUGUGCAUAAUGAAAAUAACGUAGGAGUUCUUUCGAACAGUUUCAGCGAGGGAACUGGCCAUCCUUUUGAUGACCAUAAAAAAAUGGCCAUGGCAGAAUUUAUAAAAAGUGCUGCUUUAGAACAUUCAUCUGGGGAAAAUCUCAACCCUUCGGAGUUUUUCCAAAAUGAAAAAACAAAUGAGAUUACACCUUCACAAAAUGAAGGAGUCAAUCAUCCACAACAGGAACAGAAUCCUUCCCCCUCAAUGAAUGAGCAGUCAUUCGACUAUAGCAACAUAUACAAAUCGCACAGACUGGACUUUUACAGGCAAAAAAAACGGAAGCAAAAGUACAGAAAGCAAAAGAUGGAUGACAAAGUUAUUGAAGUAAUCGGAUUUCGUAAUAUGUUCCACAUCCUUCAGGUGCAGAUCGGCAUGUCCAGUGCGAUUAAACUCUGCCAGGGCAGUGACAUCAAGGUUAAGAUUGACAAAACGUUUAUUCAAAACAAGAAUAAAAUUUACUUCCAGUACGAUGGAGAGCCAGGCUUUCUCAACAUUCAUAAGUUGCAUUUCACUCAUAAGUGCCAAUAUUUGUUUUUGUCUCCUAAGGACCCAAUUUGA
Molecule: messenger RNA, 4182 nt
Organism: Plasmodium fragile
Lineage: Eukaryota; Apicomplexa; Aconoidasida; Haemosporida; Plasmodiidae
Exons: 2
Coding region: 1-4182 (1393 amino acids)
Molecular function (GO): ATP-dependent diacylglycerol kinase activity
Source: RefSeq, a predicted model, not a curated record